This is a messenger RNA of Arvicola amphibius (Eurasian water vole), 1113 nucleotides long. It is a transcript of the gene Pdgfd, whose product is annotated as platelet derived growth factor D. The record is from RefSeq and is a predicted model, not a curated record. The transcript is spliced from 7 exons. Gene Ontology annotation, cellular component: membrane. NCBI's taxonomy places the organism in Eukaryota, Metazoa, Chordata, Mammalia, Rodentia, Cricetidae. Gene Ontology annotation, molecular function: growth factor activity; platelet-derived growth factor receptor binding. Gene Ontology annotation, biological process: positive regulation of cell migration; positive regulation of cell population proliferation; platelet-derived growth factor receptor signaling pathway. Bases 1 to 1113 code for a protein of 370 amino acids.
AUGCACCGACUCAUUUUCAUCUGCAUUCUUGUGUGCGCGAACUUUUGCAGCUAUCGGGACACUUUUGCGACUCCGCAGAGUGCAUCCAUCAAAACUUUGCGCAAUGCCAACCGGAGGAGAGACGACGGCAAUCACCUCACAGACUUGUACCGAAGAGAUGAGACCAUCCAGGUGACAGGCCAUGGCCACGUGCAGAGUCCUCGCUUCCCCGGCAGCUACCCCCGGAACCUGCUCCUCACAUGGCGCCUCCAUUCCCAAGAGAAAACACGGAUACAACUGGCCUUCGACCAUCAGUUUGGAUUAGAGGAAGCAGAAAAUGAUAUCUGUAGGUAUGAUUUUGUGGAAGUGGAGGAUAUCUCUGAAACCAGCACUGUAGUUAGAGGAAGGUGGUGUGGCCACAAGGAAACCCCUCCAAGGAUAACGUCAAGAACAAACCAGAUUAAAAUUACUUUCAAAUCCGAUGAUUACUUUGUGGCAAAACCUGGAUUCAGAAUUUAUUAUUCAUUUGUGGAAGAUUUCCAACCUGAAGCAGCCUCAGAAACCAACUGGGAAUCAGUCACAGGCCCUAUCUCUGGGGUGUCCUAUCACUCUUCAUCAGUAAUGGACCCCACGCUCACUGCUGAUGCUCUGGACAAAACAAUCGCAGAAUUUGAUACCAUAGAAGAUCUGCUUAAGCACUUCAAUCCAGAGUCUUGGCAAGACGAUCUAGAAAAUUUGUAUCUGGACACCCCUCAUUAUAGAGGCAGAUCAUACCAUGACCGGAAGUCCAAAGUGGACCUGGACAGGCUCAACGAUGACGUCAAGCGUUACAGUUGCACUCCCAGGAAUCACUCGGUCAAUCUGAGGGAGGAGCUAAAGUUGACCAAUGCAGUCUUCUUCCCGAGAUGCCUCCUCGUGAAGCGCUGUGGGGGCAACUGUGGUUGUGGAACUGUCAACUGGAAGUCCUGCACCUGCAGCUCAGGAAAGACGGUGAAAAAGUAUCAUGAGGUAUUAAAGUUUGAGCCUGGCCAUUUCAAGAGGAGGGGCAAAGCUAAGAACAUGGCUCUCAUAGAUAUCCAGUUGGAUCACCAUGAGCGGUGUGACUGUGUCUGCAGCUCAAGACCACCACGAUAA